Messenger RNA from Laccaria bicolor S238N-H82, 249 nucleotides. RefSeq lists its product as uncharacterized. Lineage: Eukaryota; Fungi; Basidiomycota; Agaricomycetes; Agaricales; Hydnangiaceae. The transcript has 2 exons. Bases 1 to 249 code for a protein of 82 amino acids. The record is from RefSeq and is a predicted model, not a curated record.
AUGAUUCGUGAUGCAUUCCAUGGUAGUGAAUUGGAAGGGAGGUCGUCGUCGUCGUCGACCACAAGCUCGACUGAUGGCUGUUGCUGUCGGCGCAACACGGCUGCGUCCUCUUCGAGCUUUCGCCGUUUAACAGCAGCAGGGUCGACAUUGUCGGUGGAGGCAAGGCUGGCAGCGAGGAAGCGUUUGCGAACGCCGAGAGGACGUUGCUCAGGAAUUGGUUUACUAUGGGACUUCGGCUACUUACUCUGA